This is a messenger RNA of Geosmithia morbida, 1362 nucleotides long. RefSeq names its product U3 small nucleolar RNA-associated protein 5. Gene Ontology annotation, biological process: maturation of SSU-rRNA from tricistronic rRNA transcript (SSU-rRNA, 5.8S rRNA, LSU-rRNA). Bases 1 to 1362 code for a protein of 453 amino acids. NCBI's taxonomy places the organism in Eukaryota, Fungi, Ascomycota, Sordariomycetes, Hypocreales, Bionectriaceae. The transcript has a single exon. Gene Ontology annotation, cellular component: nucleolus. The record is from RefSeq and is a predicted model, not a curated record.
AUGUCGACCAAACGCAAGGCACCCGGAAAGCUUGCCACCCCGACAGUCAAGCCCAGCGCCCAGGUGCCCUCCAAGGGCACAAUCGACGAGUCGCGAGCAUCAGUAGCAGACACUGACGUGCUGGGAACCACCGAGGUCGAGACGAUUGAUAUCUCUUCCGACGCCGCCAGCGACGAGGACAUGUCCGACGACGACGACGACGACGACGACGACGACGACGAUGAGGAGGUAGAUGGAGAGGAAGGUACCGAGAAGAAGCAGCAGCGACAAAUAGACGAUAGCAAGAGCGACAAGAAGACAUCGGCAGCGGCGGUGAAGAAUGGCAAGAAUAACGGCGUGGAGAGGGAAGAAGAAGAUGAGGACGAGGAGGACGGCGGCGAGGCCACGUUCGGCGAGCUCCUCCGCAACAACGAGGCCAUCGACGUGUCCGCCCUCCUCCUGGCCCAGCAGCAGCAGCAGCCGGGCGACGGCGGCAAGACCUCCUCGUCCGCGGCCGUGGCCUCCAACCGCACAGUCGCCCUCGUGCCCCCGUCCCAUCAGUCCCUGACGACUGUGCUCUCGCAGGCGCUCCGCACCGACGACACGGACCUACUCGAGUCGUGCCUGCACACCAAGGACCUCGCCACGAUACGCAACACCAUCGAGACCAUCGACAGCACCCUGGCCGGCAACCUGCUGACCAAGCUGGCCUCGCGCCUGUACCGCCGCCCCGGCCGCGCCGGCAGCCUGAUGGUGUGGGUGCAGUACACGCUCGUGGCGCACGGCGGCGCCCUGGCCUCGCAGCCCAAGGUGAUCCAGAGCCUCUCGGGCCUGCAGAAGGUCCUCUCCGAGAGGGCUAAAGGUCUGGGCAGCCUGCUCGCCCUCAAGGGCAAGCUGGACCUGCUCGAGGGCCAGAUGGAAAUGCGCAGGAGGAUGCAGCGCAGUGCCGGGCAUGUGUCCAGCCGUCGUGGCGUGAGCAGGGAUGACGACGACGACGACGACGACGAUGAGCAUGUCAUCUACGUCGAGGGAGAGGAUGGCCGCGCCGCCAAGGUUGGAGGAGGAGGCGACUACGUCCUCGACGACGACGACGACGACGACGACGACGACGACGACGGUGACGGUCACGAUCACUCUGCUGCUUCCGCCGCCGCCGCCGCCGCCGCCAUCCUCAACGGCGUCUCCACCGACGACGAGGAGGAUGUCUCCGAGGAUGACGCUGACAACAGCGACGCCGAGGCUGCUGACGACUCCCUCGGCGAGGACGAGGUCGACCACGACGAUGUCGACGAGUCCAUGGGCGAGGACGACGACAGUGACGCCGAGGCUGCACCGCCUGCCAAGGUUCAGAAGGUGGCCAAGUCGUUUGCCAAGAAGAGGUAG